This is a messenger RNA of Entamoeba invadens IP1, 1584 nucleotides long. Its product is annotated as magnesium and cobalt transport protein, putative. The record is from RefSeq and is a predicted model, not a curated record. Gene Ontology annotation, biological process: magnesium ion transmembrane transport; intracellular magnesium ion homeostasis. Gene Ontology annotation, molecular function: magnesium ion transmembrane transporter activity. Gene Ontology annotation, cellular component: membrane. NCBI's taxonomy places the organism in Eukaryota, Evosea, Mastigamoebida, Endamoebidae. The transcript has a single exon. The coding region runs from base 1 to 1584 and encodes 527 amino acids.
AUGGUAUCUCUUGACCACAACGAAGACGACGAAUUUGAUGAAAGUCAACAAUGUGAAGAAAUAGAAGGCAAAACGAUUGAUGAUAGUGAACUAGAUACUAUUAGUAAUGUAUCUGAAGCUGACGAAGAAGAUUCUGAAACGACUGAAAAGGUAGAAGUUACUCCUCUUCCAAAAGACCCGCCACCUUUAAAGUCUUUGACUCCAAAAACAGCAAAACCGGAGAUAUUCGACAAAAAUGUCCAAUUACUUCACGAAAAUGGAAAAAUUGACAAAGUUGAAAAUCCGAUGCCGGGCAAACCCAAAAUAGUUGAAAAAGUCGAAAAAAUGUUUAAACCUUCUCUAUCGAAAGCGGACAAAAGUAACACCCCCAAAAGCACAACAAAAACACCGCCAGAUGUUAAAGAGAGUCCACAAAAUUUACAGAAAGUUAUAGAAACUGAAGUGGAUGACGUACUAAAGGAAGUUAUUACUGAUCAAGGCGAGUCAAAACAAGCGAAAGAAGUUGAGUGUGACAGUGCAAGUGACAUUCCUUUAGAACCCAAAAAGGGGCAUGGGAAGCGGACCAAAUUUGAGUUCUUUUCUGACACCGUCAAAAACGGUCGAAUGAUCACUACAAAGGAGUUGCGCCGCAUGAAAGAAGUGAUGAAACACAGUGGGGAGACGAUGGAAAGUUCUGGGAUAUGGAUUGACUUAGCGUCACCCGAAGAACAAGUGUGCACUGAAAUAGGGCAAAUCUUUGGGUUACAUCCUUUAACUGUCGAGGAUUGGUUUGGUGGCGGGUGUUCCGAGAAGAUUGCGUACUUUGAGAAAUACAUUGGGAUGACUUGUGUUGAGAUGCGAUAUGAAGAAGACUCUAAUGUUCUUCGUCCAUUCUUGUUUUAUGUUGUCUUCAAGAAGAAUAUGAUAGUAACAAUUCGAUUUAACAAGGUACUUGCCAUCGACGAAGUCAAAAAUCGGAUUCGAAUGAAACACCAAGGCGACUUCCCAAGUGCACAAUGGGUCUUAUACGUCCUCUUUGGGAUGAUUAUGAAAGAGAUAUCUGUCUUAAGCGAUCAGUUACUCGAAGAUAUCGAAACAACGUCGAAUUUGGUCCCCGCUAUGAUCAAUGACGAGAAAGACGAGUUUCUCACGCGAAUAGAAGCAAUAAAGAAGACAGCGCGGAGUCUGAGAUUUGUCGUCGACCCGAAGAAGAGUAUGUUGCGCCACAUGUUAAGAUCAAAAGAGAAGACUAUCACUACUAACUUGAAGUUGUACCUUCGUGAUGUCCAAGAUGAUACUAUGAAGGUGUUGUCACGUCUCGACGCUAUGAUCGAUGAUAUCACAUCAAUAGAAGACACUUAUUUAGCAAAGAUCACACUCUCUGUCAAUAGAUAUUGCAAAGAGGAAAACAAUUUGAUGCACAACUUUGGAGUUAUAGGGUUACUCUGUUUACCUAUGACAUUUUUGGCAGGACUCUGGGGAAUGAAUGUGAGAGUUCCUGGACAAGAAGUCGCGACAAUCAUGUGGUUUGUGUUACUUAUUGGCUCUUCUUUGCUCUGGCUUGGCGCAGGAAUUUUCUUCUUCAAAAUAGUCAAAUUUUUGUAA